Erigeron canadensis is the source of this 2095-nucleotide messenger RNA. RefSeq names its product pyridoxine/pyridoxamine 5'-phosphate oxidase 1, chloroplastic. Lineage: Eukaryota; Viridiplantae; Streptophyta; Magnoliopsida; Asterales; Asteraceae. The coding region runs from base 247 to 1830 and encodes 527 amino acids. Gene Ontology annotation, molecular function: pyridoxamine phosphate oxidase activity; NAD(P)HX epimerase activity; FMN binding. The transcript has 15 exons. Gene Ontology annotation, cellular component: mitochondrion. The record is from RefSeq and is a predicted model, not a curated record. Gene Ontology annotation, biological process: pyridoxine biosynthetic process.
CUUGAAUUUCCCCUCACCUAUUACUCCAAUCGCCACCACCUCUCUUCUCGCCGGCCACCCUUUCCUUAGCAGUCACCAGCCGUCCCCAUCCCUGGUUAGCUUUCGAUUUCAACAUCUUUCUAUCUUUUUUCUUUUAUUGUUAUUUUUUUCUUUUGCCUUGCGGGAUUACCAACAUGGGUCGUCACUGACUCGUCGUUUAACCGACGAGCGACCAGCCUUACAAUCAACUUUACACCAUCAAAAAGAAUGCUAAAUUUGUUAACCAAAAACAAAAACAAGACUAGCAUGAUAUUGACACAUUCUUGUUCUUUCAUCACACAUUUACUCUCCCCAUCUCCAACUUACAUUCCUACUUUUACCCCUUCAUCAUUUCCCCAGGGUUUUUCCAGUUCAAUAUUGAGGUACAGGUUUAAGGGGUAUUGUUGUUCUUCAAGAGUGAUGGCUAAUGUGGGUGACAAAAUCUCAUACUUGAAUCAAAGAGAAGCUGCGGAGGUUGAUGAGAUUCUUAUGGGUCCUCUUGGAUUUAGUGUUGAUCAGUUGAUGGAAUUGGCUGGGUUGAGCGUUGCUACAGCAAUUGCAGAGGUAUACAAUGUGAAAGAUUAUAACCGUAUAUUGGCUAUAUGUGGCCCGGGAAACAAUGGUGGCGACGGUCUUGUAGCUGCUCGUCAUUUGCAUCACUUUGGAUACACACCAUACAUUUGUUAUCCAAAACGUACUGCAAAGCCUCUUUAUACAGGUCUGGUGACUCAGCUUGAAUCAUUGGGUAUCACUUUUUUGUCCCCGGAUGACCUGCCUAUGAACUUGUCGGAGGACUAUAAUAUUCUUGUUGAUGCCAUGUUUGGCUUUUCAUUCCAUGGUACACCAAGGCCACCAUUUGAUGAUUUGAUUCAACGCCUGGUGAAUCUUAAAAGUUAUGAAGUAAAUCAAAAGACAGCUGUUAUCGCCUCUAUAGAUAUUCCAUCUGGGUGGCAUGUAGAAGAGGGAGAUGUUAAUGGUGAUGGAAUCAAACCAGACAUGUUGGUUUCUUUAACUGCUCCUAAACUGUGUGCGAAGAAGUUUCAAGGUUUCCAUCAUUUUUUAGGUGGGAGGUUUGUUCCACCUUCCAUUGUAGAUAAGUUUAGGCUUAAUCUUCCGCCAUAUCCUGGAACCUCCAUGUGUGUUCGAAUCGGGAAGGCUCCACAAGUUGACAUUUCAUCAAUGAGAGAGAAUUAUAUUUCUCCAGAGUUCAAGGAGGAAGAUGUGGAGGCCAACCCCUUUGUUCAGUUCCAGAAAUGGUUCGAUGAUGCAAUGGCUGCUAGCUUAAAGGAGCCAAAUGCUAUGGCAUUGUGUACUGCUGGCAAAGAUGGCAAGCCCUCUUCACGAAUGGUAUUGCUGAAAGGAUUUGACAAAGACGGUUUUGUCUGGUACACAAAUUAUGGUAGCCGGAAAGCCAAGGAUUUAGCUGAGAAUGCUAAUGCAUCACUUCUAUUUUAUUGGGAUGGGCUGAAUCGCCAGGUGCGAAUAGAAGGUUCUGUGCAGAAGGUUUCAGAAGAGGAAUCCGAGAAUUACUUUCACAGUCGCCCUAGAGGAAGUCAGAUUGGAGCAAUGGCCAGUAAACAGAGUACUGUAAUUCCAGGACGUGAUUAUCUCCACCAAGAAUAUAAAGAUUUGGAAGCAAAGUUCUCUGAUGGAGGUCCAAUACCUAAACCGCAAUAUUGGGGUGGUUACAGACUUAAACCAAAUUUUUUUGAGUUUUGGCAAGGACAGACGUCACGGUUGCAUGAUAGGUUAUGUUAUUCUCAAGAAGUCGUUGGCACUAGUGUGUGGAAAAUCAUACGCUUGGCUCCAUGACUAGCAUCCCCUUCAUCCUCGUUGUGAUAUACCCAAAAUCUGCUCGUACACUGCAAAGCCCUUCAGUUUGUAGAAAAGAAUUCAUGUACAUGUCCAAAUUAAAACUAUUAUUAUUAUCAAAUCCACUUCAACUUCUUGGUGUUCUUUUGUACUAGGAUGUGGUUUAGAGUUCUAAAUCCUAAUAGAUUACUGUAUAAUGUUUAACUUGUUAAUGCGUUCAUAAUUUUACUACACAAAUCUUGAAUGCAUAUCUUUAUUUUACAUA